GGGAGCAUCCCCCACCCCACCCAACCCACCGCACCACCCUGAGUCCAUGGGCAAGAGGACCCUCUCCCUGAGUCCAUGUGGAAGAGGAGGAGGAGGAGAGGAGGCCGGUGAGACAUUAUUUAAACAUUGAUCUGGACAGCCAACUGGAUGAGGAGGGAACACACUUCUGAGCUGCAAAGUCGCGAAGGAAUGACACACUACUACACCCUUGACUCCAGCUGUGUACUUCGAUCACAGACGUCAAACUUUUCCCAGAGAGGGGGACUCUGACCAGAGCCAUCAACUUUGAUAUGGGACGUCUGUCAACUUCGACCGGCGCCAUCAUCUUUGACUAUAGCCAGCAGUUAUGAGCAGAGCCAUCAACUUUGACCAGAGCUGUCAACUUUGACCAGAGCUGUUAGCUUUGACCAGAGAGCUGUCAGCUUUGACCGGAGAUUAAGUUUGACUUCGAUCUGAGACAUCUGGCAAUUUUGACCAGAGCCAUCAAGUUUGACUUCAAUCAGAGACGUCUGACAAUUUUGACCAGAGAGCUGUCAGCUUGGACCGGAGCCAUCAAGUUUGACUUCGAUCUGAGACAUCUGGCAAUUUGACCAGAGCCAUCAAGUUUUGACUUCGAUCAGAGACGUCGGACAAUUUUGACCAGAGCUGUCGACUUCAAUCGGAGUUGUUGUCAAUUUUGAUCGCAAUGCCUGAGCGUGUGGCAUUCGUGUUGGUGGAUGGGGUUGGCGAUGUGGCAAUCCCUAGAUUGGGCAAUCUUACCCCACUGGAAGCUGCCAGUGUGCCAAACCUUGAUGCGAUUGCAGCCGGUGGUGUGAAUGGGCUUAUGGACCCGGUUGAACCGGGUCUAGCCUGCGGCAGCGACACUGCACAUCUGUCCAUCCUCGGGUACAAUCCACGCAUCUACUACCGCGGAAGAGGAGCGUUUGAGUCGAUGGGGGCAGGCCUCGCAAUGUCUCCGGGUGACAUUGCCUUCAAGUCUAAUUUUGCAACAGUGGACGAGCAGACGGGUGUUGUAGUGAAACGGAGAGCAGAUCGGCACUUCGAGCAGCUUGGGCCGAUCUUGUGCGGUGAUCUGGAUGGCCUCCAGCUGCCUUCCUUUCCCGGCUACACUGUCAGUUUGAAGUAUGCAACGGAACAUAGGUGUGGAGUUGUGGUCCGUGGGCCCGGGCUUAGUGGAAACAUAUCCGGGACCGAUCCUUUGAAAGACAACAGGCUGUUGCUGGACGCAAAGCCGUUGGAUGAGACGGAAGACGCUAAAAGGACGGCCGAGAUCGUCAACGAAGUGUCGAACGAAAUCCGCAAGCGCCUCCGAGGCCAUUGGAUCAAUGCCCAGCGCGAAAGGGAGGGAAAGAACCCGGCGAAUGUGGUACUGCUCAGAGGAUGCGGGAUCCGCAUCAAAGUCCCAAGCUUUGCAAGCAAGAAUGCCAUGAGAGCAUGCAUGGUAGCCCCCACGAAGAUCAUCGCAGGGCUAGGUUUGUCAGUUGGAAUCGACGUCCUAGACGUGCCCGAGGCAACCGGGGAUUACCGCACACUGUUAACGGCAAAGGCCUUAGCAAUCGGGCGGGCAUUGACUUGUGAUCAGCCAGCUGGGAAGAAGAAAGACGAUGAAACUGGAGAGGGGAGGGCAGUGCCGGUUGGUGAAGAAAGCAUGCGGCCUGGAGAUGCAGUGGAAGGUGGCGGCUAUGACUUCGGGUUCCUUCACAUUAAGGCGAUUGACGAUGCUGGGCACGAUAAGUUGCCUCUGCUGAAGGUGCGAGGACUCCAGGCCGUCGAUCACAUGAUUGGACAACUAGGGCGUAUCUUAUGGGAGGCAGAGCGGGAAGGACGUGGGAAAUACACCCUUGUAGUUACAGGAGACCACUCUACCCCUGUUGAGUAUGGCGACCACAGCCACGAGCCUGUGCCCGUUGCUGUCUGCCAUCUCGCCGACUAUGUUCAGGCCUGUGGCGGCGACGAGGCUGUCAUGGCAGUGAACCUGGAUCCCUUUCCGAUUCCUCAAGACACUGGCAAUGGCCAAAGCGGAUCAAUUGAACGGGGGUUUGAAUCACUGGAUUCUAAGGACAAAAUCAGGCAGGGGGUAGGGAAUCAGGCGCCGGUGCCUAUAGCAGCAGGGGCAGGGGAUUGCGUUGCUGCAUACACAGAGACGGCUUCUGCUCAGGGUUUGCUUGGGCGGUUUCCUGGGAGCGAGUUAAUGACUAUCAUCCAGCAAUUUGCUGGGGUUGUGGUGGCAUAGUGAAAUAAUGGGGCCCUAUACUUCUUUAGGGGAUUGACUAGUACCCAUGUCCAGAUGAGAGUUUUUGCCCUUUUUCUUUUUUCCUCUUUUCUUUUGCUUCCUCAUUUUCCUUUUUAAUGUCGGCAGAGGACUGUUAGAGUCGCAUACAUUGUAUUGCCCAUGAUUCUGCUUUCGCAUACAUAAAAAAAACUGCUUGUGCCCAUUGCCUGUUUGAUC
This is a messenger RNA of Chara braunii, 2449 nucleotides long. NCBI's taxonomy places the organism in Eukaryota, Viridiplantae, Streptophyta, Charophyceae, Charales, Characeae. The record is from the annotation of a GenBank genome assembly.